AUGUGUUAUUACCAAACUUACAUUUUCCUCGGCUGCGGCCACGCGGUUUUCUCCAGCAAACCCAUCGCAAACUCAGGGUGUCUUAAUGGUGCCCAUUCCAUGAUGCAGGGAGGGCCAUCGUCAUCACUCACGGAGAUUUGCACAGAAAAGCUUAGUCACCCGCUUCGGACAAUUGCCAUCGACCGCCUCUGCGAGGUGUGCCGUUCUGAGCGAGACGCCCGGGUUGCAUAUUUCCAGCAACAUGUGGGAGGGGACAGCGAAAGACGGAUCAUGACGAGGUCUGCUGGACGCAAUGAGCGAGGCUCGGAACGGGGCCGUAGGCUCUUUCGAGCGACCACGGAUCUGGCCAUGAUGCUAGAGUCAAGCAGAAACCAGUCCGUCGCCGGCACGAGCAACAGUGGCACGACGCUCGCGAUAUCGAGUCCGACACAACAAGCCUUGGGAAAAUUUGCAGACGGAUUCAGAGGUGUGUUGGAAUGGAAUGAUGGAGGGUCUCGUCGCAGCGUUCCGAGUGAAGCUUCAGUGUCGAGUCCAGGACCGCAAGUUUCUCGGCCACAAGCCAGGUUGUCUUUUGCGGCUCUCGCAAACGACUUUGAAGCUUUAGGCGUCGACUGA
This is a messenger RNA of Exophiala oligosperma, 615 nucleotides long. RefSeq lists its product as uncharacterized. The transcript has a single exon. NCBI's taxonomy places the organism in Eukaryota, Fungi, Ascomycota, Eurotiomycetes, Chaetothyriales, Herpotrichiellaceae. The coding region runs from base 1 to 615 and encodes 204 amino acids. The record is from RefSeq and is a predicted model, not a curated record.